This is a messenger RNA of Urocitellus parryii (Arctic ground squirrel), 4442 nucleotides long. Lineage: Eukaryota; Metazoa; Chordata; Mammalia; Rodentia; Sciuridae. The record is from RefSeq and is a predicted model, not a curated record.
GGAAAGGAGUCAGGCGGGCGUCCAAGUUCCCGACCAGGCGCGGGCGGCCUCGGCACCAGCAGCCAGAGGCCGCCGGGGCCGUGGAUGGGGAGGGCGCGCCGCCCGGCGGUCCCAGCGAACAGGCGGCCACGAUGAGGGUCAACGAGAAGUACUCGACGCUCCCGGCCGAGGACCGCAGCGUCCACAUCAUCAACAUCUGCGCCAUCGAAGACAUCGGCUACCUGCCGUCCGAGGGCACGCUGCUGAACUCGCUGUCCGUGGACCCCGACGCCGGGUGCAGGUUCGGGCAGUACUUCCGGGACGGCCGGCGCAAGGUGGACUACAUCCUGGUGUACCACCACAAGAGGCCUGCGGGCGCCAGGGGCCUGGCCCGGAGGGCCCCGGCCGGCGACACGGCGCUGGGCGCUCGCCGCGUGAAGCAGGACCACCCGCUGCCCGGCCAGGGGGCCCCRGUGGACGCGGCGCCCGAGCCCCCCGUGGACUACCAGGAGGACGACAAGCGGUUCCGCAGGGACGAGUACGAGGGCCACCURCUGGAGGCCGGCCUGGAGCUGGAGCGCGACGAGGACACUAAAAUCCACGGGGUCGGCUUCGUCAAGAUCCACGCCCCCUGGAGUGUGCUCUGCCGAGAGGCUGAGUUCCUGAAACUGAAGAUGCCGACAAAGAAGAUGUACCGCAUGAGCGAGACGCGCGGCCUCCUGAAGACCAUCAACUCYGUCCUGCAGAAGAUCACCGACCCCAUCCAGCCCAGGGUGGCCGAGCACAGGCCGCAGACCAUGAAGAGACUCUCCUACCCCUUCUCCCGGGAGAAGCAGCACCUAUUCGACCUCUCUGAUAAGGAUUCCUUUUUCGACAGCAAAACCCGGAGCUCCAUAGUCUAUGAAAUUCUGAAGAGGACAACGUGUACCAAGGCCAAGUACAGCAUGGGCAUCACCAGCCUGCUGGCCAACGGCGUGUACUCGGCCGCGUACCCGCUGCACGACGGGGACUAUGAAGGGGACAAUGUCCAGCCGAAUGACCGAAAACUCCUGUACGAGGAGUGGGCGAGCUAUGGGGUCUUCUACAAGUACCAGCCCAUCGACCUGGUCAGGAAGUACUUCGGGGAGAAGAUCGGCCUGUACUUCGCCUGGCUGGGCGCCUACACCCAGAUGCUCAUCCCGGCCUCCGUCGUCGGCGUCAUCGUGUUCCUCUACGGCUGCGCCACCAUGGACGAGAACAUCCCCAGCAUGGAGAUGUGUGACCAGAGACACAACAUCACCAUGUGCCCGCUCUGUGACAAGACCUGCAGCUACUGGAAGAUGAGCUCGGCCUGCGCCACGGCCCGCGCCAGCCACCUCUUUGACAACCCAGCCACCGUCUUCUUCUCCGUCUUCAUGGCCCUCUGGGCCGCCACCUUCAUGGAGCACUGGAAGCGGAAGCAGAUGCGGCUCAAUUACCGCUGGGACCUCACGGGCUUCGAGGAGGAGGAGGAGGCCGUCAAGGACCAUCCCAGAGCCGAGUACGAGGCCAGGGUCUUGGAGAAGUCGCUGAGGAAAGAGUCCAAGAACAAGGAGAAGCGCCGGCAUGUUCCGGAGGAAUCCACAAACAAAUGGAAGCAGAGGGUCAGGACGGCCCUGGCCGGGGUGAAACUGACAGACAAGGUGAAGCUCACCUGGAGAGACCGGUUCCCGGCCUACUUCACCAACCUGGUCUCCAUCGUCUUCAUGAUCGCGGUGACGUUCGCCAUCGUCCUAGGCGUCAUCAUCUACAGAAUCUCCACGGCUGCGGCCCUGGCCAUGAACUCCUCCCCCUCCGUGCGCUCCAACAUCCGGGUCACCGUCACGGCCACUGCGGUCAUCAUCAACCUGGUGGUCAUCAUCCUGCUGGACGAGGUCUAUGGCUGCAUAGCCAGGUGGCUGACCACCAUCGAGGUCCCCAAGACGGAGAAGAGCUUCGAGGAGAGGCUGACCUUCAAGGCUUUCCUGCUCAAGUUCGUCAACUCCUACACGCCCAUCUUCUACGUGGCCUUCUUCAAGGGCCGGUUCGUGGGACGCCCGGGCGACUACGUGUACAUCUUCCGCUCCUUCCGAAUGGAAGAGUGUGCCCCGGGAGGCUGCCUCAUGGAGCUGUGCAUCCAGCUCAGCAUCAUCAUGCUGGGGAAGCAGCUCAUCCAGAACAACCUCUUCGAGAUCGGCAUCCCGAAGAUGAAGAAGUUCAUCCGCUACCUGAAGCUGAGGCGGCAGAGCACGGCGGCCCCCGAGGAGCUCGUGAAGAGGCGGCAGCGCUACGAGGUGGACUACAACCUGGAGCCCUUCGCGGGCCUCACCCCCGAGUACAUGGAGAUGAUCAUCCAGUUCGGCUUUGUCACCCUGUUUGUGGCAUCCUUCCCGCUGGCCCCGCUGUUUGCCCUGCUGAACAACAUCAUUGAGAUCCGGCUGGACGCCAAGAAGUUCAUCACUGAGCUCCGGAGACCAGUGGCCGUCAGAGCCAAGGACAUAGGCAUCUGGUACAACAUCCUCAGAGGCGUCGGGAAGCUGGCCGUCAUCAUCAACGCCUUCGUGAUCUCCUUCACGUCCGACUUCAUCCCGCGCCUGGUGUACCUCUACAUGUACAGCCAGAACGGGACCAUGCACGGCUUCGUCAACCACACGCUCUCCUUCUUCAACGUCAGCGACUUCCAGAACGGCACAGCCCCCAGCGACCCCCUGGACCUGGGCUACGAGGUGCAGAUAUGCAGGUACAAGGACUACCGCGAGCCCCCGUGGUCGGGACACAAGUACGACGUCUCCAAGGACUUCUGGGCCGUCCUGGCAGCCAGGCUGGCCUUCGUCAUCGUCUUCCAGAACCUGGUCAUGUUCAUGAGUGACUUUGUGGACUGGGUGAUCCCGGACAUCCCCAAGGACAUCAGCCAGCAGAUCCACAAGGAGAAGGUGCUCAUGGUGGAGCUGUUCAUGAGGGAGGAGCAGGGCAAGCAGCAGCUUCUGGACACGUGGAUGGAGAAGGACCGCGACGGCGAGGAGCCCUGCAACCACCACAGUGCCACGCCCCGCCCCGACGGCCCGGGCCCUGGCGGCGCGUACCGCGGGGGCAUGCUGUAGCUGCGGCGCUGCGGGCGGCGGCUUCCCGACGGGGGCGCCUGGGGUGGGCGCACUUUGCCCCUCCAGGGCCCUGUGGCUCCCAGGAACAUGGAGGGCCACUUUCUGAUGGGACAUUUUUCUCUCUUCUUUCUGUUUUUCUCCUGUUUUUGCACAAAGCCAUUAUGCAGGGAUUUUUUUUAUCGUUAGUAUUCAAGGUGAACCCACGUGAUGGCUGGUGGUGGGCAACAGCGGGCCAAGGCGGGCGCUUCGCAGGGCCCUCAGCAGGCCAGGGUCCCCUUCGCAGCAGGGAGAGAGCAGAGGCCCUAGAAAUCAUCUGUUCCUCUGACCGAUGCCUUAAGACAGGUGAAAGAUGGUCUCCACGGCCUCCGGCCCGAGCUGGAGCCAGGUUUGGGGAAGAACAGAGAGGCUGAGAGGGACUGUGGGCCGCAGGUCAGAGAAGCCCAGGACUGUGAUCCCGACUCCUUCGGUGAGCACGGAAGCUGAGGCACUCUGCUCAGAGAGGUGCCUGGCCCUGGCCACACAGGGCAUGGGGGCUCCCGUCCAUCCUUGGAGCCCAGGGGUGCAGGUGUCCUGAUUAAGCCAUAGCUGACYGGCACCCCGGCGCCAGCCUCACACCCUGGGGUGCUGGGCUGACAUCAGUCGAUGUCCUUUUGUGAGAUGAGACCAGGGUGACAGGGAGGUGGGCAGGGGAGAUCACCUCCAAGGUGAUCUGAAGGAGGUUCAAGGGCAUCACCAAGUCCUAAGGCUUCUGAGAGUCACUCAAAGCUUUAGAAUACUUCUUGGUUUUGUUUAGUUGUUUAAAACUAAACUGCGGGAUGUGGAGGAUUUUUUUUUUUCUGUAGCUCAAGGUGGAAGUUUAUUAGUUAACCAAGUAUCAUUGAGAGGAAUUUCAAAUACUGUUACUACCAAAGAUUUUUAUUAAUAAAGGCUUCUAUUUUGGUAACAUUUCUCUAUAUUUACUCACGGGAAUGUCUCUGAUGGACAAUGAUCAUUUUAAAAGCUUGUAGAUAAAAAAGUUCUCAUAAAUGAUAUGAGUGAUCUAAAUUUGCACUGGUUAUACUAACCAAUUAUCUGAAAUGUCUCAAGCACCAAGAAACAAAACGUUUCAUCAAGGCCAAGGAGAAAAUCUCCAUGGUGUGUUUGAGCGUUUCCUGGUGGUGAAAUUGACAUUCCUGCAGUUGACUGGCGGUGAUCGGAGCCCCUCCAGGGGACAGGUCUUCCUUAUUUGCUAAAAUCAAACUGAUGCUUCUAUUUUCUCUUGUACAGUAGGAGUUUCAGAUGGAGUUUUUGUAUAUAAAUAUUGUGUUAAGAAUUAGGUGACUACCAAAAUUCCUUUUAUGGAAUCCAUUUUUUAAAAAACUGAAU